This is a messenger RNA of Hyphopichia burtonii NRRL Y-1933, 2088 nucleotides long. RefSeq names its product pseudouridine synthase (gene PUS7). Bases 1 to 2088 code for a protein of 695 amino acids. The record is from RefSeq and is a predicted model, not a curated record. Gene Ontology annotation, biological process: pseudouridine synthesis. NCBI's taxonomy places the organism in Eukaryota, Fungi, Ascomycota, Pichiomycetes, Serinales, Debaryomycetaceae. The transcript has a single exon. Gene Ontology annotation, molecular function: RNA binding; pseudouridine synthase activity. Gene Ontology annotation, cellular component: nucleus.
AUGGAAGAAACCAGUAACUCUAUCAAGAGAAGCUUACCAGCAGAACCAAACUCUAAUGAAGCUUUCAAGAAAGCAAAGCUUUCGCCAGCAGAACGUGCCCAAAAAGUAGUUCAAGAACAUGACGUUGGUAUAACUCAAUAUGUCAAUGAGGUAAACCGUGCCGGCGGUGGCUUUUUCGGUACUAUUAAACAACUUUAUAGUGAUUUCCUUGUGAAUGAAGUUGAUUUGAAUGACAAAGUUAUUCAUUUAGAGGAUGAAGGGAUCGAUCUUGGUAAGACCAAAAAGGAAAGACGCAUGGAACAAAGACAAAAUGAUAGAGCAGACUUACAGGAUAAAACACCUGAAGAAGUUUCUGAAAUCAAGGAGCAACUGAAAACUGAAAAACCAAAGUAUACUUUAUCAGAUGAACACCGGGAGCAAUUAUUAUCCAAAAUAACGGAAGAGGAGUUGAAAGAGAUCGAAGAGCUUUUCAGCAAUGGCACUAAUAUGGAAACUAAAACAACUUUCCCAGAUAAACAAGCCAGAGGUCAAUUACAUCAAUUAUUACGAGUUGCAUUUCAAGGUAAAUUGGAAUCGGCAACCUCUCCAGAAAACACUUUCAAAAUCAUGUUAUCUAAAAAUGCCCCUAAAUCGGAUAGAAGAAGAGUUCAAGAAAGUAUCAAUCAUGUUGAUGAAAAUGGGGUUUUAAAUUAUGGAUUGGGUCAAUUCAAAAAAUAUUUACAUUUCACCGUUUAUAAAGAAAAUAGAGAAACUAUGGAGGUUGCUCAUUUAAUUUCAAAGUUUUUAAGGAUUCCUCCAAAGAAUAUCAAUUUUUCUGGUACGAAAGAUCGUAGAGGUGUUACCUGUCAAAGAUUCUCAAUUAGUAAAGGUAAAGUCGCAAGAGUUAGUUCUCUUAACAAAGGCUUAACUAAUAUCGUAUUAGGAGGAUUUUCGUACGAAGACGAUUAUCUUAAGUUGGGUGACUUGAAUGGUAAUGAAUUUACAAUUACCGUAAGAGAUAUUAAGUCAUUUAAUCCACAAGAUAAUAUAGAAGAUACCGUUGAAAAAUGUUUUAAUUCUUUAAAAAAUAAUGGUUUCAUUAAUUAUUACGGUAUGCAAAGGUUUGGUACAUUCUCCAUAUCUACUCAUGUUCUCGGGGUUCAUAUUUUGAACAGUGAUUGGAAAGCAGCUGGUGAAUUGAUUUUAUCCGAACAAGAAAUUGUUACUCCAGACUCGGUCGAAGCAAGAAGAAUUUGGGCUGAAACUUCUGAUCCAGCAUUAGCAUUAAAGAGCAUGCCUCGUCGUUACACCGCUGAAACCUCAAUUUUAAAAGCUUUGACCAAUGAAAAGAAAGGAGAAAAUGGUUACUCACAAAAUUCUUAUUAUAAAGGUAUUAUUUCAAUUCCAAGAAAUUUGAAAUUGAUGUAUGUCCAUGCCUAUCAGUCAUAUAUAUGGAACUUGGUUGCUUCAAAAAGAUUUGAAAUGUUUGGAUUAGAAGUUCAAGAAGGUGAUUUGGUAAUCAUCGAUCCUGAAGAUAAACCAAAAUCUGAAGAAGCAGAAGAUUCUGACUUUGAAGAAGAUGUUGCCACAAAUAAUUUCAUCAGAGCCAAACCAUUAACAAAAGAAGAUGUUGAACUGGGUAAAUAUAGCAUUUUUGACAUUGUUUUGCCAUUACCUGGUUUUGAUAUUCUCUAUCCAACCAAUCCACAAUUAAAACAAGUGUACAUUGACAGCAUGGCCAAAGACGGCUUGAACCCAGAUAAAAUGGGCAGAAAAGUUAGAGAUUUCUCAUUAGCAGGAUCCUACAGAAAAAUCAUGGGUAAACCAAAGAAUUUAAGUUAUAAAAUUGUUAACUAUAAGGAUGACUCUGCACCACUUCUCAGAACCGAUUUAGAGAUCUUGAGAUCUAAAAACGAAGCCAAAGAAAAGGUUGAAGAGGCUACUGCAAUCCCUCGUAUUAUUGAGUGUUCUGAUUCUGAUGCUGAUAAGAAGGCAGUUAUUCUUACAAUGCAAUUGGGUACUAGUUCUUAUGCAACAAUGGCAUUAAGAGAGUUCAUGAAAGCCGACACCGCCAGAAUGAGUCAAAACUUUAAUAAUACAAACAGCUGA